AUGAAAAGUGUCAAAGGAAACUCGGACUCUCUUGCAGAGGGUUUCAAACGCAUCCAGAUUGGCCAGGAAGCGUCCAGCAAGGAAACGACCGGACAAGCUCAGAAGCUCGCCCCCAGUAAAGUCUCUACAACGCCCCGGGUGUCACCUUCACAGCCACCGGAAACAAAAUCAGUUGGCGAAGAUGCCAUCAUGACGGUCAUCAACAGCGACGGGACUACUUCCUACUACACCAGCACUGGAGAGCUGAUCACUGGCGAACCACCGAGGCCCAGCCAAGCCACCAGAGCAGUCACCGAUAGCGACCGGGUAACCGCCAAGGGUUCGCUCAACGUCCGGUCCAAGAAGACGGAGAGGAUGAAGCGGAAGCUCCAGAAAAAGACCGCCAAAUCGUCAUGCCGCCAGCCGACUCACUUCCUCCAUCUCCCGAAUGAGAUCCUCGUCAGCAUCAUGAUGCACAUGCUUCCUAGCGACAUCUACAAGAUUGGCCAGGCUUGCCACACACUCCGAGAGCUUGUCAAGCACAGUGAGGCGCUCCUGUCGCGCUACAUCAUCUCCACGAGAUACUCCGUUCUUGAACGAUGUUUCCGGUUACCGGAGCCGGAAUGGAACGAAAUGCUCAAGGAGAAGACGGACCGCAUCGUGCGCAGAGCCCUCGAUUCCCCCCUGACCUACGUAUGUCUGCUUGAGCAGCAUCUCAAGAACACGUGCGCCUCCAUCAAGCGACAAACCGAGAACAAGGGCAACCAGCGUCGCCAUUUCGGCAUGUCCAAGGCGGACGCGGAGUCCGGUACCGACCACUUCCUGGAGCGCGACGGCCCCGCGACGGCCGAUAUGCCCUUCCAGCGGGACGGCUACGACCUGCUCGAGGCCUACCUACCCGGCCGGACGUGGCUCAAGAACGAAAAACGGUGGGCGUACAUGCCGGCCGACAUCCACGACAGGGACCUGGCGUGGGCCGCGACGAGGUGGAGUCCAGUGUUCGCCGUCAAGCCCAUUCCGAAAGAAGACGCCGCCUAG
Colletotrichum spaethianum is the source of this 1017-nucleotide messenger RNA. RefSeq lists its product as uncharacterized. The transcript has 2 exons. The record is from RefSeq and is a predicted model, not a curated record. The coding region runs from base 1 to 1017 and encodes 338 amino acids. NCBI's taxonomy places the organism in Eukaryota, Fungi, Ascomycota, Sordariomycetes, Glomerellales, Glomerellaceae. Gene Ontology annotation, molecular function: protein binding.